AUGCCAUUUACCACAUUGGCAGCUACGUUGCCCACUCCUUUAGAACCGGUUAUUCCAGCUCUUGCCCCAGUUCUGCCAGCUCUAACUCCUGCCAUACCAGCUCUCUCUGAUCUGCCACAGCCACCAUUAAUGGGAAAUGUAGACCCCACAAAAGUGGAUGAAAUCAGAAGAACGAUCUAUGUCGGAAAUUUAAACUCACAGACUACAACAGCUGAGCAACUUCUGGAAUUCUUUAAGCAAGUUGGGGAUGUCCGCUUUGUCCGUAUGGCUGGUGAUGAGACUCAGCCGACGCGAUUUGCUUUUGUAGAGUUUUCUGACCAGAAUUCAGUGACACGAGCGCUCACCUUCAAUGGAGUUAUGUUUGGGGACAGACCUCUUAAAAUCAAUCAUUCUAACAAUGCAAUUGUGAAACCCCCUGAGUUGACGCCGCAAGCUGCUGCAAAGGAGUUAGAAGAGGUGAUGAAGAGGGUACGAGAAGCACAGUCAUUGAUUUCUGAGGCCAUUGAGCCAGAUCCUGGCAAACCAGUUGAAAAGACAUCACAGAAACACUCCAGAUCACGCUCACGGUCUCGCUCUAGGUCCCGAUCUAGGUGGAAGCGUUCAAACUCAAAGCACAGAAGUCAAUCACGUAACCGUUCUCGGUCCAGACAUAGAGAGCGCCGGAGAUCUAAGAGUCCUCACAAGAAACGCUCUAAAUCCAAAGAGCGACGCAGAUCAAAAAGCAGAUCACGCUCCAGAGAGAAGAAAAAAGACAAGGAGAGAAGUAAAGCCAAGGAAAAGGAGCGAACGAAAGAGAAAAACGAUAAAAGAAAAAAAGAAAAACGGUCUCGUAGCCCUUCGAAGGGCCACUCAUCUGUCAAACAGUCCCGCAGUGUUAGCAGAGAAAGACGCAAAAGGAGGAGUCGAAGUGUUUCCAAAUCUCCCCGAAAUUCCAAAACAGCAAAAAGGGUUUCUAGGUCUCCUACUCCCAGAAGGAAAAGGAACACAUAG
Molecule: messenger RNA, 990 nt
Organism: Staurois parvus
Lineage: Eukaryota; Metazoa; Chordata; Amphibia; Anura; Ranidae
Source: the annotation of a GenBank genome assembly